AAAAAACAAAAAAAAACCAUCAAUAUGCAAAGUAUGCAAAGACUAUUACAAUUUCAUAACAUUCAAUUAAAAUCAUAAAUUUAAUACCUAUUAUUUGCAAGUAUAAAACAAGAUAUAACCAUAAUUUAAUACAAUUGAAAUACAGUUUCAAACACACAGGCUUGAAAUACAACAUUCGACUCUCAUUAUGAAAGUUUCGCUCCUUAUUUGGAUUAAAUCAAAACAUAUUAUGUUUAAUAAAAGAGUGUUUUUGAAUAAUUAAUUCAACAUUAAUAAAAUAUAAUCUCAGAGAAUACUGCAUCUCUGUGACUCUUGUUUCGUCCCUCUUGCAUUGUUGACUCUUUCGUUGAUUCUUGCAUUCCAAGUUAUGAACCAGACACAGCUACUGUUCAUUCUUUCUUUUCAAUAUUCUUCGUUGUAUAUUAUAGGAUUUUAUAAUAAUUCUAUUCAAUCUGUGCUUCAUUGUAAAAAAAGAAUAAAAAAUAGAUAUAUAUUUCAAUCGUGAUUUUGACUUGGAUUUGUAUGUAAUUUUUGAUAUUUUAUUGUGAUGUGUUGUCUCUAUGAUUGUAGAGUACCGUAUUAUCAUAGAGAAACAAUAGCGUAAGCGCUAUAUUUCUCUAUGGUAUUAUUGACUAUGAAUAUCUUGUAUUUUGACGUGGCCGAUACAAAAUGUACAGUAUAGUGUUCAUUGAGUGUGGCAAUAAAUAAAUAUAUUCAAAUAUUAACAUUUUAAUAUUACGUAACAAUAAUUUUAGUUGUGCUGGAUGACUGAUCCAACUUAAUUCAUUUUUGUAAGGAUACAUCAAAUUACAUGAUAUAGUCUGAACAUAUAAGUAAGUUACACUUAGGUAUACACCGCGUAUGUGAAUGAUAUCCUGUCUGCUUGGAAAUUUACUUCAUUAUGAACGAGUACCAAUUUGUCAAUUUUUAUUCAUUAAUUCCAAACUACGUAUGAUAUGGUAGUAUUAAUAAAGUAUGUAAACAAUUAUGUCAAUGAGUAACUUCUCUAUUUGCUGACAAGUUCCAAUUCUAAAACUUAUUGAUUCUCUUAUGUGUUCAUAAUUCACUAAUUAAUUGAUACUGCGGUGUUUAAACGAUAAUUCACAUGACAUCAGUUGUCGAGAAUUAUUGAACUCAAUUUAAUCGUUACCGGUUUGAACUAUUGAUAAGUUAUCCAUACUGAAUACUUCGAUCAGUAUGUAUCAUUCUUUUCUUAGAACGCCUAUAACGACUUACAUCUUCUCUAUAAUAUUAUUAUAUAGUUCAUUCGUUUAUUAUAUUAUAUGAAAUAUAAUGAGUUUGAUAUUAACAGUGUUAUGCACCAUCAUAUUAAUACUGUUUGUUAUUAUAGAAGGGAUAGCUGCUAUGAAUUUUAUGGCAUUGCUUGGUAAGUCGACCUCUUCUACAAAAACAAUCGACUCUGAGGAAUUUAACGGCGAAAUUGAUUACAAACUUCCAAAAAAUUUUCUAUUUGGAGAGAAAAUCUCUUUCAACAAGUUCGCAACAACUUUUCGAGUUGGCAGAGCUUGGAAGAAAUCUAUAGGAAGUAAAGGAGAUACGGCAAAAUGCACACGACUCAUGGGGAACCAAUACAAAGAUGAAUUCCGAACUGGAAUAGCAUUAUUAUGCUCUGAUAAACUUAUUGAACUGAAAAAUGAAGAGUUCUACAAUUAUUUUGUAUUAACUGACAGAGAAGUUUGGAAAUGUGUCAAUAAGGAUGGGGUUUCACCUUCCUUCAGUUUCUAUAGAGUUGUCAAUGUAAUGCAAGGUAACUAUGGAAUCUAUAAACUUUACUACUUUGAUGGGAUAGAAGUGGUGCGAAAAUUCAACUUGCCGGCUUUGGAUUCAGCCGUACUACACACACCAGUGACUGCUGUUUUGAGAGAAGUCAAGUAUUUGCAAUUGAACGAUUUAAAACAACUGAAAUAUGAAGGAAGCAUGGAAUAUUAUUUUCCUAAUGAUGGUCCCACAAAUCACAAGUUGAGUAUGUUCGAAACUGUCUUCUUGAAUGAAGAACAUAACGUUCAUUUGCCAAAUGAGAAGUGGAGCUACUACUAUAUAGAUAUUGCAGAAUGGCUUGAGAAACAAGAUUUCCGUGUCUCAGAGAUUGGAACCAAUGGAGGUGUCCUAAGAAUAGGUCAAACUUGGUAUGAUGAGAUAGGCUCUCAAGGAGAUGAAGCCACAUGUAUCAGAAUCUUGAAUGAUGACCGACUUCAUACAAGCACACUUCUGCCAGAGUGUCAACUAUGGACAGUUGAUCCCAAGCUAUUACUGGUACGGAAUAAAAACAAUGAGUUCAAGAACUAUGACAUUCCAAUUCUAGCAGAGUAUUUCACUGUUACCAGACACGAAUUCUGGGAUUGUGAGAUUGAAAAUAGCACGAAAAAGUUUUCAAGAAUUGUAACAGAGUUGAUUGGACGAAAACCAAUAAGGAAAGUCGAACAUUAUGAUGGGAUAAGUGUCUGGAAAUAUUCAAUGAAUGGCAAUGAUGAUAGUGUGAAGAUCAGAAGCAUUCACUACUGCAGACCAGAUCAAAUGGACCAAUAUAUUAAAUUUAGUGGAGUAUUACAUCUAAUAAAUCAAGAUGAAAACAGAGAUGAAGCAGACGCCAUUGAAUAUACAGUGGAAUACGAGGCCAAAAAUAAUAAGAUAAAGGACUAUUCUUCUUGAUGUUUUUCGCCCUAAUUGGUAAUAUGCAUGCUACAAUAAAAUAGUAUGAGAAGGAAAUUGAAAGUAAAUUAUCAAUAAAAACAAAUCAAGUGAUUAAUCAUUAAUCUAAACCUUUUCCAAUCGUAUUUGAGAA
Molecule: messenger RNA, 2803 nt
Organism: Nilaparvata lugens (brown planthopper)
Lineage: Eukaryota; Metazoa; Arthropoda; Insecta; Hemiptera; Delphacidae
Exons: 10
Coding region: 1294-2670 (458 amino acids)
Source: RefSeq, a predicted model, not a curated record